Messenger RNA from Diospyros lotus (date-plum), 678 nucleotides. RefSeq lists its product as uncharacterized. The record is from RefSeq and is a predicted model, not a curated record. Lineage: Eukaryota; Viridiplantae; Streptophyta; Magnoliopsida; Ericales; Ebenaceae. The transcript is spliced from 2 exons. The coding region runs from base 84 to 512 and encodes 142 amino acids.
CCGCCCGCCGCCUAAAACCGUUAACCUUCACCCUAUCUGAACUUCCUCGCGCUAAAGACAGGAAGAAGCCCUGAGCUUUUCCCAUGGCUGCUCAAUUACUGAAUUCGAAUGUUACUGUUCCGAUUGGGCGUCUUUCGUCGCUCGAUUAUCGGAAAUCACAGAAGGCUCGUCAAAUUCAUCUCUUCUUUAAACCAAAGGAGAGCAAUUGUUCUGGAAAACCAAAUUCCAGGCAAUUCCGAAUAGGAUGCUCGGCAAAGCCGAUCCAAACCCUACGAACCUGCAAGAAUUGCAAAACUCAGUUUGAUCCUUCACUUAAUCACCCCCGGGCUUGCCGUUACCACACUGCUCAUUUCGGAGGAGAAACAAAGAGGAAGUUUGAGAGUGUGCACACUGGGGGCACCAUGGAUUCACCUGACUCUGGUAAAGUCUUUCAGUACUGGCAUUGCUGUGGCUCUGAAGAUCCUUUUGACCCUGGAUGUACUGCUGCUCCACACUCCUCCUACGAUGACUGAUGCAGCUUCCAAUCUCCUGAAACCGUGUCCAUUAUUGAACUAUCACCAAUAUCUGUAGAUGUACAAUUUUCAAUUUCUGUACCUUGCUUUCUCUUUUGUAAGCAAUACAAAUUAAUGAAUUGUGAUUUUUUUUAUUAUCUAUCAUCACAUAAUGAGAUUAAGGAUU